GGAGUACCACGUCAGCAGGCCCAGCCUGAUCUAUGCUUACGCGCUCGAAAACAACCGUUAUGGACCAGAUGUCCGGGAAAACGGACGAGGCCUAUCAGGCCUGGAUGCUGCUUCUGAUUACCGAAGCUAAGCAACAGUCGGAUGCAGUAGCAGCCGCAGCAAAGAAGAAGGCAGAGGACGCCGAGAAGGCACGUCUGCUGGCAAUUGAACAGCUGCGCCAGCACGACGAGGCAGCAGCAAAGGCUGCCGAUGAAGAACAAGUUCAACGUCGCGAGAGGAUAUACAGCGGAGAGCAAGCUUUGCUCACAAUGGCUACGGAUUGGCGGGCCGAGGCCGAGAAUGGCAAGAUGGAAGAGAGUGAAAACAAGAUCGCUCUACUCCUCUCCCAUCUCACGGACCUCCUGGCAACAUGCAUUCCACAACAGGAGGACAUCCACAACCUCGACGACGUGAUGACUCCAGUCCACAGCCGCCUCCGGCAGCUGGAGCAGCGACCCGUCACCGCCCCCGAUGCCAACUUUUCCAACACCUCCGAUCGCCUCGAGGCAUUGGAGAUGGACGUCGGCUCCCUCAAGGACGGCUUGCUUGACGAGUUCGCCGACAUCUUCGAGUCACCUACCGGUGUGGUGUCGGAUCGGCCAAUCUCUCACGAGAUCAUUCUCGAGGGCGGUGUCGUGCCGCCGAAAGGUUGCAUUUAUCGCAUGAGCGAGGAGGAGCUUACGGUCCUCCGCUCGCAACUCGAUGAUUUGUUGGACAAGGGCUGGAUCCGCCCUAGUAGCUCUCCAUACGGAGCGCCAGUUCUCUUCAUACGGAAGAAGAACAAAGAUCUACGAUUGUGCAUCGACUACCGCAAGCUCAACGUGCAAACCGUCAAGAAUGCGGGGCCUCUUCCUCGCAUCGACAAUCUUCUUGAGCGAUUGGGCGGCGCAAAGUAUCUAAUGGCAAUGACCAACGAGUUUCGUGCAAUGUUGGACCGGUUCGUGCUGGUCUACUUAGACGAUAUUCUCGUUUAUAGCCGGCCAUGGGAGGAUCAUCUUGAGCACCUUCGACGAAUGUUGGAGAUGCUCCGCCGCGCCAAGUACAAGGCCAACCGCGACAAUUGCGAAUUUGUCUGGCAAGAGCUGGAAUACUUGGGCCAUUUUGUCACACCGACGGGCAUUCGUCCGCUAUCGGACAAGAUUCAAGCCAUCCAAGAGUGGCCGGAGCCACGGAACGUCACGGAUGUUCGCUCGUUCCUUGGCCUCGCCGGCUACUACCAGAGUUUUAUCAAAGGCUACUCGAAGAUCGCGGCCCACUUGACCAAGCUUCAAUGCGAGGAUCGGCCGUUUGACUUGGGAGAGGAUGCGCGGGAAUCAUUUUUGGCUCUCAAAGCCGCAAUAUUAUUUGCGGAGGUCUUGCGCAUAUACGACCCGCUUUUGCCUACGCGCGUCACUAUGGAUGCGUCCGGCUAUGGCAUUGGUGCCGUCCUCGAGCAACACGAUGGCGUGGACUGGCAACCGGUCGAGUAUUUCAGCAAGAAAGUGCCCGUCGUGCACUCCAUUGACGAUGCACGCAAGAAGGACCUCCUCGCCUUCGUCCACUCGCUCAAACGGUGGCGGCACUUCCUCCUUGGUCGAAGCCAAUUCCGAUGGGCAACGAACAACAAUCAGUUGGUCUUUUACAAGACCCGAGACACCGUCAACAGCACCAUCGCUCGAUGGAUGACUUUCAUUGACCAGCUCGACUUCUUUCCUGAUCAAAUUUCGAGGAAGUCGAACCGUUUUGCGGAUGCUCUUUCACGGCGUCCGGAUUAUUGUACCACGGUCUAUUCAACCUUUGAGAUCGACAACGACCUGCGGUGCAGCUUCAUCCGCGGCUACCAAGCCGACCCUGAGUUCCGCGACAAGUACGCGAAUUGCUCCUCUCCUAAUCCAGCGCUUUCUCACUACCAGAUCCAAGAGGGGUACUUGCUUGUCCACACACGGGGGAAGGACCUUCUUUGCGUACAGAGUGACCCUCACUUGCGUACACGGCCUCUUGGCGAGUUCCACGAUGCUCCCGCCACCGAACACAUUGGAGUCAAUCGCACAAUUGGCCGACUUCGCGAGCAAUUUUGGUGGCCCGGCCUUCUCGGCGACGUCACACGCUAUUGCGAGUCAUGCGAGGUUUGUCGACGCUGCAAAUCUCGCAACCAUCGUCCAUACGACGAGUUGCGACCAUUACCGGUCUUGUUGCUGCGAAUGGAAGCGAUUGCCACGGACAUUACCGGUCCGUUCCCCAAGCACAAGACCGGUGUGGAUGGGAUUCUCACGGUGGUCGACCGACUCACCAAGUUCGACAUGUUUUUGCCUUGUCACUAUCAUGCCAAGGCACCGGAGUUGGCCGGGGUUCUUUACACCGGUUGGAUUCGAACCAAGGGUUACCCCAAGGAAAUCGUCUGCGACUGCGACACUCGGUUCAUGUCCGAUUUUUGGUUGGCGCUCAUCAAAAGAUGGGGCUCAUCUCUCAAGCCAAGUUCGGCUCGCCACCCCCAAACCGAUGGCCAAACGGAGAGGGCGCAUCAAACCGCACAGGUUCUCCUUCGCACUCUCAUCCGCCCCGACCAGAAGGAUUGGGUUGAGCGGCUGCCGGAUGUCGAGUUGGCUUACAACUCGUCCAUCCACCCGGCUAUCGGGAUGUCGCCCUUCGAGUUCGAGCACGGCUCGCCGGUCACUUCGUCGUUGGACACAAUCAUUCCAUGAACGGCCGAGAGCGACGACCAUCUUUUUUUUUUGCGUCGGAUGCAAGAGCUACUUGUCAA
Molecule: messenger RNA, 2779 nt
Organism: Chara braunii
Lineage: Eukaryota; Viridiplantae; Streptophyta; Charophyceae; Charales; Characeae
Source: the annotation of a GenBank genome assembly